AUGGCUGUCUCUCAGACGGUUGAGACAGAGGAACUGAACACCUGCCUUUACAUUGAACUCUAUAACCCUGACCAGGCGUCCCAGCCCCUAUAUGCCUUUCUACCUCUCAACCGCCGGCAGACGCACGAGGCUGAGGACCCGUUGAGGUUUGGUCGCGAUGGAGCGGCCUGCACUUUUGGCCUGAAUGACCCCCGGGUCUCUAGAAAGCAAUUCUCUGUGCAGGCAUAUCGCCUGCCUGGCAGCCCACGCAUGCUCUUUGCCCUCCAGAACAUGAGUCAGAAAAGUCGGAUGACAGUCGGCGGAAAACAGCUAGGAUACCUGGAGCGGGUGGAGCUGGAUGACAAAGCUCUGGUUCGGUUUGGGAAAUAUGAGCUGCUCUUACGGGUCGAGCCCGGCGAUGGACAAGCCCGUUUUGAAGUGUUGCUCCAGACCCGGCAUACGCCUCUGUCUCGGGAGAUGGGCGUGGACGUGCAGUGCAGGCAGCCUGUGAUGGACGCCGGGAUCAUUUCCCCCCACCAGGAUAAGGAAACACUGACCCGGGAGCCCUCGGAGUCAGAUGACACGUGGUGA
This is a messenger RNA of Chanos chanos (milkfish), 570 nucleotides long. RefSeq names its product TRAF interacting protein with forkhead associated domain (gene tifa). Gene Ontology annotation, molecular function: protein binding. Gene Ontology annotation, biological process: positive regulation of canonical NF-kappaB signal transduction. NCBI's taxonomy places the organism in Eukaryota, Metazoa, Chordata, Actinopteri, Gonorynchiformes, Chanidae. Bases 1 to 570 code for a protein of 189 amino acids. The transcript has a single exon. The record is from RefSeq and is a predicted model, not a curated record.